Messenger RNA from Topomyia yanbarensis, 1806 nucleotides. RefSeq lists its product as uncharacterized. The coding region runs from base 61 to 1278 and encodes 405 amino acids. The record is from RefSeq and is a predicted model, not a curated record. The transcript has 2 exons. Lineage: Eukaryota; Metazoa; Arthropoda; Insecta; Diptera; Culicidae.
CGUCAGUCGCAACGUUUUCUUUGGCGUGAAAACUCUUCUCUGCAUCCUACGCCCUUCGUUAUGGACGUGGCCACCUUUGGGUCAACCUGCUCACCUACAUCGGCCCAAUACGUAAAAAAUUUGAACGCGCAAGAGUUCGCAGGCAAAUAUCCUCGGGCAGCUGAAGUUAUUGUGAAGAGCCAUUACGUUGAUGACCUGCUAGAUAGCUUUUGGACGACUCAAGAGGCGGUAGACGUGAUCAACGAAGUGAAACUCGUGCAUUCUUUCGGCGGGUUCGAAAUCAGGAACUUUCUGUCCAACAGAAUGGAGGUUCUGCAGGGAAUCGGUGAAUGUUCUCAUGAAGCGAUUAAAGAUCUUGCACUAGAACGCGAAGGAAUCACGGAAUCUGUUCUGGGAAUGAGAUGGAUACCAUCUGAGGACAUGUUCACGUAUACUUUCACUCUCCGGAACGAUUUGCAGCUGAUACUCAAAAAUGGCCAUGUACCAACGAAACGUGAAGUACUGAAGGUGGUUAUGAGCCUUUUUGAUCCCCUUGGACUCCUUUCGUUCUUUCUAGUUCACGGUAAAAUUCUCAUCCAAGACUGUUGGACAUCCGGGCUAUUUUGGGACGACCCCAUAGGAGACGAACUCUGCGAACGCUGGAUACGGUGGACAAAAUUCUUUCCACAACUGGAUACCCUCCAUAUUCCCCGAUGUUAUUUUCAAGAUCCAUAUCCAAAGGACCUCAAAGGACUUCAAGUCCAUAUAUUUGUGGACGCAAGUGAAGCUGCAUACUCCUGUGUGGCAUACUUUCGCUUGCCGGUAGGACAGGGAUUCCAGGUUUCUUUGAUAUCCGCCAAAACGAAGGUUGCCCCGCUCAAAGCUCUGUCCAUUCCGAAACUGGAGCUGAAGGCCGCUGUCUUGGGGGUCCGGCUACUGGACUCAAUACUCAAAUCUCACACUCUUCCAAUAUCAAAACGUUUCUUCUGGACAGACUCGACUACGGUAUUGGCAUGGAUCCAAUCAGAUCAUCGCAAAUACCUAAAGUUUGUGGCCGUCCGUGUUGGCGAGAUCCUUAUGAUGAGCGAUCAGACAGAGUGGAGAUGGGUCCCCACUAAACUAAAUAUCGCGGACGACGCUAUAAAGUGGAAAUCCGAGCCGAAUCUCAAUUCCAACAGUCCGUGGUUCUGCGGACAAAGCUUUCUUCAGGAUGCCGAAGAACAUUGGCCUGCUGCACGACGAUUUGCGACUGUCUCGGAGGAAAACCAUCCGGUACAGGUGCAUACUACCCCCACAUAAUUGGUCGACGUGGCACGUUUUGGUAGUUGGGGGAAACUACAUCGUACGAUGGCUUACGUCAUUCGAUUCAUUCAAAAUAUUCGUCGAAUUCAGGCUGGCGUAGUACUAGAGCGGAAUGUUCUCACGCAGGACGAGCUCAAGGGUGCCGAGGAAGUGCUAUAGAAGAUGGCGCAGUCGGAAGCUUUCUCGGCGGAAAUUUCUGUCUUGCAUUUAACACAAGGUCCCCCAGAAUUACGUCACGCGAUCGUCGAUAAAUCGAGCCCAAUCUACGGCUUAUGGCCAUUCAUCGAUGAACAAGGGAUUCUACGAAAGCGCGGCCGUAUCGAUGCCGCACCGUAUGCAUCACUGGUAUCAUCGCCGUUUCCGCCACGCCAACCGAGAAACCAUCGUAAACGAAAUGCGCCAGCGAUUCGAGAUCUCCAAACUCCGAGAGCUAAUCAAAACGGUAAUGAGCCGUUGUAUUUGGUGCCGGGUUGCAAAAGCAGCUCCAAAGCCUCCUCCAAUGGCCCCGCUUCCAGCCAUCAGGCU